This is a messenger RNA of Oncorhynchus tshawytscha (Chinook salmon), 1811 nucleotides long. Its product is annotated as mast cell protease 1A. Lineage: Eukaryota; Metazoa; Chordata; Actinopteri; Salmoniformes; Salmonidae. Gene Ontology annotation, molecular function: serine-type endopeptidase activity. Gene Ontology annotation, biological process: proteolysis. The coding region runs from base 757 to 1590 and encodes 277 amino acids. The transcript has 9 exons. The record is from RefSeq and is a predicted model, not a curated record.
GUACGUAAGGAAAGUUCACACUCUGAUAGGUGAGAUUCUGUGAAGCUAGCAGGUGGUACAUCUUGUGAAGAAGUUCAUAGAGAUACUCAGCACUUCUAAACCCACCAGUCUGAGAAGACAAAGACCCCAUCACACUCUCUCUUACACUCUCUCAAACACGUUCUUUGACAACAUGGCUGCCACAUCUCUUCUGCUCCUGCUCAUCACUCUCUGACCUGCUCCAGGGCUCACAGCUUGUCAAAACUACCCCGAAGAGUGAAGCUGUGUAGCAGAUCCCUCUCCCUAAGAAAGACCAGGACAUCAAGGCCAAAUCCUUCUGUACCUUGGCAUGGUGAAUGCCACAAAUAGGAGGCUCUGCAAACCCACACCUUCUGGAGGUGAAUGUCACUGAUGUAGACACAAGUUCCUGCCAGAGACCUUAGGGGAAAACUGGCACCACAACCCUGUCUAUGAUAUGUGCCAGGUGGUACACCUGCUGAUUACAAAGGUGUUUGCAAGGGAGAUUCAGGAGGUCCUCUGUUGUGUAAGGGGACAGCAGUAGGAGUUGUCAUUCAACCAGCAAGGAAACUGCGAUGAGCCACAGAAGCCCAACAUCUACACCAAAAUAUCCAGGUGUGAUCCUGUGAAGCUAAGGUGGUACAUCCUGUGGAGUUCAGAGACACUCUGCACUUCUAAACCCACCAGUCUGAGAAGACAAAGACCCCAUCACACUCUCUUACACUCUCUCAGACACGUUCUGACACACUCUUUGACAACAUGGCUGCCACAUCUCUCCUGCUCCUGCUCAUCACUCUCCUGCCUGCUCCAGGGCUCACAGCCUACCAGGACUCUGGCAUAGUGAAUGGAGCAGAAGCCACACGCCACUCCAAACCCUACAUGGUCUCUGUACAAGCAAAGAAGUCACAUAUCUGUGGAGGGUUCCUUGUGUCUGAGAGCUUUGUCAUGACAGCCGCCCACUGCUACAAAUGGGCUGUGAAUCUGACGGUUGUGGUUGGUGCUCAUGACAUCACAAGACAGGAAAGUUCUUCUUACAGGAUUGAUGUGAAAUAUUACCACAUACAUCCUGGUUACAAUGCUAAGACAUUGGAGAACGACAUCAUGCUGUUGCAGCGCCAUGCUCAACCAACUGAGCCACACGACCCAUUGUCAUGUGUGAAAACCUUUGACCAUCUUGUCAAAACGACCCCGAAGAGCAAAGCUGUGCAGCAGAUCCCUCUCCCUAAGAAAGACCAGGACAUCAAGGCCAAAUCCUUCUGUACCGUGGCAGGGUGGGGUGCCACAGAAACAGGGGGCACUGCAAACCCACGCCUUCUGGAGGUGAAUGUCACCGUUGUAGACAGACGGUCCUGCCAGAGAUCUUGGGGGAACACUGCCACCAUAACCCCGUCUCUGAUAUGUGCCGGUGGUACCGCUGCUGAUUAUAAGGGUGUUUGCCAGGGAGAUUCAGGAGGUCCUCUGGUGUGUAAGGGGACAGCAGUAGGUGUUGUGUCAUUCAACCAGCAAGGAAACUGUGAUGAACCACAGAAGCCCAACGUCUACACCAAAAUAUCCAAGUAUCUUUCCUGGAUCAAGUCUAUCAUUAAGUAUUAGUUAAUGUCUCAUUCCUUGAGUGACAAUUAUAUAUUGUAUCAAACAAUAAAGGAUGUCCGUUCUUCAAUGAGCUCUGUACCGUGUGUGUGCUCAAGUAGGAUUAGUGUAUAUGCAUGCAUGUGUAUUUUCAGUAACAGCCUCAAGUCAUUUGGAUUACUGUUAGUGCUAUUUGGGGUGUUAAUUGGAUUAAUUCUGACAUUUUAUUGAUUUGUGUUUUUAUU